Eruca vesicaria subsp. sativa (arugula) is the source of this 1296-nucleotide messenger RNA. The record is from the annotation of a GenBank genome assembly. Lineage: Eukaryota; Viridiplantae; Streptophyta; Magnoliopsida; Brassicales; Brassicaceae.
AUGUACAAGAAUCAGCUCCAAGAGCUAGCGCAGAGGAGCUGCUUCGGCCUCCCUUCCUACACUUGCCUAAGGGAAGGUCCAGACCACGCGCCGCGAUUCAAGGCCACCGUUAACUUUAACGGCGAGAUCUUCGAGAGUCCUCAGUACUGUUCCACUCUCCGUCAAGCUGAGCACUCCGCUGCUGAAGUUGCUCUCGCUGCCCUCUCUAAUCGUGGCCCUUCUCACUCUCUUGCCGCUAGGAUCUUGGAUGAGACUGGUGUGUAUAAGAAUCUUUUGCAAGAGAUAGCUCAGAGAGUUGGAGCUCCUUUGCCUCGUUACACUACUUUUAGGUCUGGUCUUGGUCACCAGCCUGUGUUUACUGGUUCCGUGGAGUUAGCUGGAAUCACGUUCACUGGAGAUAGUGCUAAGAAUAAGAAGCAAGCGGAGAAGAAUGCUGCUAUGUCUGCUUGGUCUUCUCUUAAACAAUUGGCGAAAGAAACUUCAAGCUCAAUGCCUGAGCCUGAGAAUAUGGACGAGCUUGAGCAGGUGAUAAUAGCGAGAGCGUUGAUAAACUAUCGUAUCAAGGAAAAUAUUGGCAUGGGGAGUUCUUCUAAUGCGCCGGUUCCAUUUGCGAAGAAGUUCUUCAUGCAGAACGUUAGAGCGACAAGUCCACAGCCUUCUCCUGCAACCACAUCGAGAAUCUUACCCUUUAUUUCCGCAAAACCUUCCUCUAGAACCUCUAGAUCUGUAUCAGCAGCAUCCGUUGAGAGAGCCAUUGCAGCCGCUUUGGAGAAUCGCAGCUACAGGCCGCAACAGAGAUUCGGUGCAACUCCAGGGACAGCAGCGCCGGCUCCUUAUGUUCCCAUGAGGCAUUUGAGAUCACCGUGUAACGGGAUGGCUCCACCUGUGACGAUUAGGACAGCUGUACCGGUCUUCUCUGCACCUCCACUUCCACCUUGUACAAACACUCAGCAGCAGCAGCGGCCUUCUGUGUAUGUGCCAUCGAUGAUGCGCACUGCAGCACCUGUGAGGUUCGCGCCUCCUGUCACGAUCAGAACUGCGGUUCCUGUUUUUGCUUGUGCUCCACAGAUCAGAAGGGAAGAGCCUUUGCCUGUUAGAAAAGUUAAUAUGCAGACCUCUGUGAAGCCUGUGGUCCAGGAAAGAGAGGAAAGAGCUCCAAUCUUGCCUGAUACUCUUGAUAUCGAGUUAGAAGGCAGUUGUAAACCAGUUUCAGAAACAGCAAAGGAAACCGAGAGAGCAGCAAAAGGAGAACAUGAGACGGUAAAAGAGAGACUUGAGAAUCUCAAAAUCUGGUAG